AUGCUCAAGGCAAGUGAAGCUGUAUUUAAACUUUUCAUUGCUAAAGUUGCCAAGUUCGCAAUAAUAGAGGGAGGUUUGCAUCUGGAAGAGAUGGGUUUCGUAAUGACAGUUUUAGGGGCCGGAAAAACUUUGGUGAAUCUCCUAGCAAUGGGAGACAUGAGCAUGGGAGCCGGAGUAAUUUUUCAGAGAAAGCUCGGGGCACCUUUGAACGCAAUGGAGAAGCUCAUCAAAGGGUCUAUCAGAAUGGGGAUGGAAGACUACCCCGUCAAGGAGAGCCAAGAAGUAGAAUACUACAUGAUUGAAUAUUGUUGGAAGUUACCUCAUCUUACACAGAAUAGAGGGUCUUUUGGUAGUCAGUUUAUGCGGAGAUACAAGGUUUGGCCGCUUCAGGUCUCUUAUCCUUCCAAGAAUGCUAAUCUCAGCAUCAAACUGUGGAAGACCUCGGCAGAUUUUAAUGGUAAGCCUCUUUACAGCCACUAUGGUUCAUGGAGAGACUUCAGCCCUGGAAGUUGCACCAAAACUCCGCCACUAUCAAUGCAGUUGCUUGCAGUGCAAUUCCAUGUUGCCUGGAUGACGAUGUCAAAUGUCAAUACACCCCUAUGUCAUUGCUAA
Messenger RNA from Ilex paraguariensis (yerba mate), 612 nucleotides. The record is from the annotation of a GenBank genome assembly. Lineage: Eukaryota; Viridiplantae; Streptophyta; Magnoliopsida; Aquifoliales; Aquifoliaceae.